CUGUAAACAUCGAAUGUUUUAUUGUUAAUAUCAUUAGCCUAAGUAUACAUGAAUAAAUUACACUCGACCCUCGCACAUAUGUGAAAGAGAGAGGGAGAUCUGCCAUACCGUGUUCAUCUGGAUUAGUGCUCCCAUCUACACUUUUGCGCCCUUUCAUGUAUUUUGUUAUGCACUACAGACAAUAACAAACUUUUCCCUCAACAUUUGUUAGUAGGUUGCGUGCUAAAUCUAUUUAAAAGAAGUACCCUCUUUUCUUAUAAAUAACAAACAUACGCACCACUUUCCGUUUAUGCGCGUGGGCUGUAUGACACUUGCUAUAGGGCUUCCCCCUAGUGUUUACGGGACGCUCAUGCUCCACUGUGGCAGGUGCUUGUUUGAAAAGUUUUUAGCGUGAGUUCCGGUGACGCCCCGCCCAUCCUCAGAAAGUUAUUUAGUCAGAGAGAAUGAUAGACAGGGUGAUUGAUAAAGAGAGACACUGUAGGCUUAAUGAGAAAAUAUAUAGAGUCUUGAGAGCGAAAUAGAGUGGGAGCAAACGAAAUAUAUCGAAACGGGGAGAGGGUUUUGUAGGUGAUUGAUUCCAAAACUCCAGCGGUUUAUAGUUUCAGAGAUGAACAUAGAUGGGGAGCGCAUGUCGUCCGGUAACGGAAAACUCCGCCAGUGGUUGAUCGACCAGGUGGAUACUGGCAAAUACCCGGGACUGGUGUGGGAGAAUGAUGAAAAGAGCAUCUUCCGCAUCCCCUGGAAACACGCGGGCAAGCAGGACUACAACCGUGAUGAAGAUGCUGCGCUCUUUAAGGGCUGGGCUCUUUUCAAGGGCAAGUUCAGGGAAGGCAUUGACAAACCGGACCCACCCACGUGGAAGACGCGCCUCCGUUGCGCGCUCAAUAAGAGCACCGACUUCGAGGAGAUCGUAGGGCGCAGCCAGUUAGACAUCUCCGAUCCAUAUAAAGUUUACCGGAUCAUACCAGAGGACGCGAAGAAAGGCUCCAGACCUCUAGCAGAAGCAGCCGGUCACUUGGCAUCUCCACAUUAUCCACUCCACUCCGCAUAUACCCCCCCUCAGAAUCAGGUGUGUAACUACUUGCCUACCCCGGAGUAUGCUUGGAGGGGCUAUCAGUGUGAUGAGCCUUCCCAUCCAGAUUACAGCAAUACCCCCUACAGCCCAACACAUGUGGCCUGGGAAAAUGGUUACCAAUUCAGUGGGUCAUUCUUCAGCUGCAGUCCAUCUGAGGUUCCGCCCUCACCCUUUGGCUUUCCCCAACCUGGCUUCAGAACAGCAGAGGGUAUAUCAGACCAGCGGCUGGUGGUGUGUGUGUUCUACGGCGGGACUCUGGUUUCAGAAGUGACUGUGCUGAGACCCGAGGGGUGUAUCCUAACGCCACUGUCAAACGGACAUGCCUUCCAGCCAACCGUCGGCCCAGAGGUGGUGCCUCUCCCACAAAAGGCGGGACUUGAAAGUGGUGUCCACCUAUGGGUGGGGGCUGCUGGGCUGUAUGCCCGCUCUAUCGGUUCCGGCAAAGUCUUCUGGGAAGGGGGCCACGCGCCUUACACAGACAAGCCCAACAAACUCGAGAGGGAUCAGACCAGCAAACUAAUGGACUCGCAUACCUUACUCACAGAGCUGCAGGGUUUCCCGUUGCAUUCUCAUCCGCUGCCUCGUCUGCAAGUUCUCUUGUCCUUUGGAGAUGAUAUCGAUGCUGAAAUACCGAAGAGGACCCUCACAGUGCAGGUGGAGCCUCUGUUUGCCAGACAGCUUAUUUUCCUUAGUCAGUCCGGUGGAAACUACAUCAGGAGCCAUGACUUCCACACACACACACAAGCUCACAGCCUCUCACACACAGAAAAUGAGCCCUCGCCACCCAACUCACAGGACUAUGCCAGGGUCAUCACACAUCUGCAUGGCAAUGCCUUCUCAGAGUGACUGCCCUGUGUGUGAGUGUCUGUGUGUCUGUGUGUGUGUGUGUGUUCAAAAUGAAGUUUGAAUGUGGCCUAUCUUAGUCGGUCGUGUAUUGAGAUUUACAGCUUUGUGUGUGUGAGAGAGACAGAAUGAGUGAAAGAGGAACAACUACAUGUAUGUAUGUGGGGGAAAAGUCAAAAAGUACCACAACACAAAGUGGUGCUGUUCGGUUUGAACUCCUGAAACCUGGAAGAAAAUAAGCACUGAAUAUCCUUGGCAAUAAAUCAAUGGUGUGUGUGUGAUUUAUGGAGAGGCAAGGCCUGUGGAUCUAUCAACCUAAAGAAUGUCAGUGUUUCUCUGUAUUAUAAACGACAUGUUUAUUUCGAAGCCGUGUAAGCUGUCUAUAAACAACAGUGGCAACCAGAUGCCGUCAUAUGUGAAUACGCUGAAUAUAUGUAUGUCAACAAAGACCUUUUUUUAUCUACAUGAGUCCAAAAACAUGCCCAAAACAUUAAUAAGACAGGCAACCCAAAGCAAUGCUGCCUUCCAAGUUGGCCUUAAAAAGUAUCUCUGCAUCUCCAUUACAGACUUGUGUAUGUUGUGACUAUAUAGUUUUGCAUGUAUCAUAUAACUGAAUUGAAAUUAUACUUGACUUGAACCUCUGCAGCUCCAUUACAGACUUUUGUAUGUUGUGUCUGUAUAUUUUUGAAUGUAUCAUAUAACUGAAUUGAAAUUAUACUUGACUUGAAUUGA
Messenger RNA from Clupea harengus (Atlantic herring), 2650 nucleotides. RefSeq names its product interferon regulatory factor 4b (gene irf4b). Gene Ontology annotation, biological process: immune system process; regulation of transcription by RNA polymerase II. The record is from RefSeq and is a predicted model, not a curated record. Gene Ontology annotation, cellular component: nucleus. Gene Ontology annotation, molecular function: protein binding; RNA polymerase II cis-regulatory region sequence-specific DNA binding; DNA-binding transcription factor activity, RNA polymerase II-specific. NCBI's taxonomy places the organism in Eukaryota, Metazoa, Chordata, Actinopteri, Clupeiformes, Clupeidae.